GCUCAUUCUGCUGGCUGCGCGGUGGCGGCGGCUGUGUGUGCGCCGCGCCUCGCCGCUCCCCCCGGCCCCCCGAGCCCGGGGCGCGCGCUCCCGCCCGGGCCGCCCGGGCCCCGCGGCGCCGCGGCCCGAGGCGCCGGGAAGCGCAGCCAUGGCCCUGCGGAGGCUGGGGGCCGCGCUGCUGCUGCUGCCGCUGCUCGCCGCCGUGGAAGAAACGCUGAUGGACUCCACGACGGCGACGGCUGAACUGGGCUGGAUGGUGCAUCCCCCAUCAGGGUGGGAAGAGGUGAGCGGCUACGACGAGAACAUGAACACCAUCCGCACCUACCAGGUGUGCAACGUCUUCGAGUCGAGCCAGAACAACUGGCUGCGGACCAAGUUCAUCCGGCGGCGUGGCGCCCACCGCAUCCACGUGGAGAUGAAGUUCUCCGUGCGCGACUGCAGCAGCAUCCCCAGCGUGCCCGGCUCCUGCAAGGAGACCUUCAACCUCUACUACUAUGAGGCCGACUUCGACUCGGCCACCAAGACCUUCCCCAACUGGAUGGAGAACCCGUGGGUGAAGGUGGAUACCAUCGCGGCUGACGAGAGCUUCUCCCAGGUGGACCUGGGUGGCCGGGUCAUGAAGAUCAACACCGAGGUGCGGAGCUUUGGGCCCGUGUCCCGCAAUGGCUUCUACCUGGCCUUCCAGGACUAUGGCGGCUGCAUGUCCCUCAUCGCUGUGCGCGUCUUCUACCGCAAGUGUCCCCGCGUCAUCCAGAACGGAGCCAUCUUCCAGGAGACACUGUCAGGGGCUGAGAGCACGUCCCUGGUGGCUGCCCGGGGCAGCUGCAUCGCCAACGCUGAAGAGGUGGACGUGCCCAUCAAGCUGUACUGCAACGGCGACGGGGAGUGGCUGGUGCCCAUCGGACGCUGCAUGUGCAAAGCCGGUUUCGAGGCCGUGGAGAACGGCACCGUCUGCCGAGGGUGUCCGUCUGGAACCUUCAAGGCCAACCAAGGGGACGAGGCCUGCACGCACUGCCCCAUCAACAGCCGAACCACCUCCGAAGGGGCCACCAACUGCGUCUGCCGCAAUGGCUACUACCGAGCGGACCUGGACCCCCUGGACAUGCCCUGCACAACCAUCCCCUCCGCCCCGCAGGCCGUGAUCUCCAGCGUCAACGAGACGUCCCUCAUGCUGGAGUGGACGCCCCCGCGGGACGCCGGGGGCCGCGAGGACCUGGUCUACAACAUCAUCUGCAAGAGCUGCGGCUCGGGCCGGGGCGCCUGCACGCGCUGCGGGGACAACGUGCAGUACGCCCCGCGCCAGCUGGGCCUGACCGAACCGCGCGUCUACAUCAGCGACCUGCUGGCCCACACUCAGUACACCUUCGAGAUCCAGGCCGUGAACGGCGUCACCGAACAGAGCCCCUUCUCUCCCCAGUUCGCCUCCGUGAACAUCACCACCAACCAAGCAGCGCCCUCAGCGGUGUCCAUCAUGCACCAGGUGAGCCGCACCGUGGACAGCAUCACCCUGUCGUGGUCCCAGCCAGACCAGCCCAACGGCGUGAUCCUGGACUACGAGCUGCAGUACUACGAGAAGGAGCUCAGUGAGUACAACGCCACAGCCAUAAAAAGCCCCACCAACACGGUCACCGUGCAGGGCCUCAAAGCCGGCGCCAUCUAUGUCUUCCAGGUGCGGGCACGCACCGUGGCAGGGUACGGGCGCUACAGCGGCAAGAUGUACUUCCAGACCAUGACAGAAGCCGAGUACCAGACGAGCAUCCAGGAGAAGCUGCCCCUCGUCAUCGGCUCCUCGGCCGCCGGCCUGGUCUUCCUCAUCGCUGUGGUGGUCAUCGCCAUCGUGUGCAACAGAAGACGGGGCUUUGAGCGUGCCGACUCGGAGUACACGGACAAGCUGCAGCACUACACCAGCGGCCACAUGACCCCAGGCAUGAAGAUCUACAUCGAUCCUUUCACCUACGAGGACCCCAACGAGGCAGUGCGAGAGUUCGCCAAGGAAAUCGACAUCUCCUGCGUCAAAAUCGAGCAGGUGAUUGGAGCAGGGGAGUUUGGUGAGGUCUGCAGUGGCCACCUGAAGCUGCCAGGCAAGAGGGAGAUCUUCGUGGCCAUCAAGACACUCAAGUCGGGCUACACGGAGAAGCAGCGGCGGGACUUCCUGAGCGAGGCCUCCAUCAUGGGCCAGUUCGACCACCCCAACGUCAUCCACCUGGAGGGCGUGGUCACCAAGAGCACCCCCGUGAUGAUCAUCACUGAGUUCAUGGAGAACGGCUCCCUGGACUCCUUCCUCCGGCAAAACGACGGGCAGUUCACAGUCAUCCAGCUGGUGGGCAUGCUGCGGGGCAUCGCCGCCGGCAUGAAGUACCUGGCGGACAUGAACUACGUGCACCGCGACCUGGCCGCCCGCAACAUCCUGGUCAACAGCAACCUGGUCUGCAAGGUGUCUGACUUCGGGCUCUCACGCUUUCUGGAGGAUGACACCUCAGACCCCACCUACACCAGCGCCUUGGGUGGGAAGAUCCCCAUCCGUUGGACAGCUCCCGAAGCCAUCCAGUACCGCAAGUUCACUUCAGCCAGCGAUGUGUGGAGCUAUGGUAUCGUCAUGUGGGAGGUGAUGUCCUACGGGGAGCGGCCCUACUGGGACAUGACCAACCAGGACGUAAUCAAUGCCAUCGAGCAGGACUACCGGCUACCACCGCCCAUGGACUGUCCGAGCGCCCUGCACCAGCUCAUGCUGGACUGCUGGCAGAAAGACCGCAACCAUAGGCCCAAGUUCGGCCAGAUUGUCAACACGCUGGACAAGAUGAUCCGCAACCCCAACAGCCUCAAAGCCAUGGCGCCCCUCUCCUCUGGCAUCAACCUGCCGCUGCUGGACCGCACGGUGCCCGACUACACCAGCUUCAACACCGUGGACGAGUGGCUGGAGGCCAUCAAGAUGGGGCAGUACAAGGAGAGCUUCGCCAGCGCCGGCUUCACCUCCUUCGACGUCGUGUCUCAGAUGAUGAUGGAGGACAUUCUCCGGGUUGGGGUCACCCUGGCUGGCCACCAGAAAAAAAUCCUGAACAGUAUCCAGGUGAUGCGGGCACAGAUGAACCAGAUUCAGUCUGUGGAGGUCUGACGCUCGCCUGCCUCGGCUCGCCUGCCUCUUCCUCCGGGCCGCCCCCCCCGCCCCACAUGCCGGCCCCCCAGGUGCUCCGUCCACUGCAGGGUCAGCCACCUGCCAGGAGGCCACGGCAACCAGGAAGAACCAAGCAGCUUUCCAGCCGCAGGGACGUCACCAAGAACACGUGCAACUCAAACGACGGAAAGAAAGGGAAAAGGGGGGAAAGCAUCUAGAUCCGGGAGGGGCGGGAAAUACGAGGAAUAUUCUUGAAAGAGGAUUCUCACAGGAAAUGGAUGCUGGUUCUUGGGGGGAAAAAAAAGGGCUUGGGGGAUCCGUGCGAUCCUGUCCAGUCGGAGACCAAAAGCAGGUUCCCUCCAACUCCCUCUGGGAAGGUGACCUGGCCAGAGCCCAGAACCGCUUUCAGGAAACAAGAGUGAAGGGGAGCCGGGGCUGCCUCCUCUCCUGUCCUGGGUGGCGGGGCGACGGACAGACAGGCAGCCGCCCCCGAGCCCCUCUGGGAAAAUCCAUUCCAGCGCCACUCGGCCAACAGAAACAGUUCCUGUCCGUGGAGAGAAGUCUGGAAACUCCAGCGAGAGAGACUGUUUCUGCCGUCGGUUCGCGGGGCUGAGAAGGGGAUUUCGUCCUUCUGUGUCAGGAAAGGCAGGGACACACCCCCGGGCCAGGCUUCCUGAGGACGGCCGCCCCAGGCCAGCCGCCCGGCGCCUGCUCCCGCCAGCCCCGCCUCGAGGACGGAUGCUGCGGUGACUGUCGUCAGCCACACUGCCACUGAGAAGGGUUGAUCUUGCAUCUGGGUUUGUUUACAGCGAAUCGUGGACUCCGGGGUAUUUUGGUCAGGGGUGGUUUUGGUUUGGGGGGGGUGUUGGUUUUUUUGGGGUUUUUUUGUUUUUUUUGGGUUUUUUUUUUUAAUGACAAUGAAGUGACACUUUGACAUUUCCUACCUUUUGAGGACUUGAUCCUUCUCCAGGAAGAAGGUGCUUUCUGCUUACUGACUUAGGCAAUACACCAAGGGCGAGAUUUUAUAUGCACAUUUCUGGAUUUUUUAUAUGGUUUUCAUUGACACGCUUCCCUCCUCCCACCUGCUCAGGCCUCACCAAAGCCACCUGCCACGGGCCAUCUGGGCCCUUCAGAGACGUGAGUGAGAUUGGUCCGGGGGCCCCAAGGCGGAGGAGCAUCCCACCCAGGGUGGCUUUUGAAAGCCGCAGAUUGAGUGGAAGCGGCCUCACCCACUCUCCCUCCGGCCCGCCCUGUCCAGUACUUCCCAGCAAACAGGCUCCUUCAGGGUUCCCGAGCGCCCUCCGGGGCCACAACCCAGUUCACCUCUGGGAGCCUGAGCCAGGCUGAGUCAGAGGCCAGGCCUGGGUCAUUCACUGUGAUACCCUACCCUCCAGGGGUGCCCUCCAAGACGGGCAGACGUGCUUCUCUCCCACCUCCUUCCCUCCACCAGGCCUUCGCCCAGGUCUGAAGGGCUCGGCCAGGGGGAAACCAUCAGCCAGACACCCUCCCGAGAGCAAAUGCAGGCGCCUGGGCCGAACGAUCGGUUAGUGAACUGAAUGGAAAU
Molecule: messenger RNA, 4676 nt
Organism: Sciurus carolinensis (gray squirrel)
Lineage: Eukaryota; Metazoa; Chordata; Mammalia; Rodentia; Sciuridae
Gene: Ephb2
Product: EPH receptor B2
Exons: 16
Coding region: 149-3112 (987 amino acids)
Biological process (GO): protein phosphorylation; angiogenesis; central nervous system projection neuron axonogenesis
Cellular component (GO): plasma membrane; neuron projection
Molecular function (GO): transmembrane-ephrin receptor activity; protein binding; ATP binding
Source: RefSeq, a predicted model, not a curated record